Messenger RNA from Schistocerca americana (American grasshopper), 725 nucleotides. RefSeq lists its product as uncharacterized. The transcript is spliced from 6 exons. Lineage: Eukaryota; Metazoa; Arthropoda; Insecta; Orthoptera; Acrididae. The record is from RefSeq and is a predicted model, not a curated record. The coding region runs from base 187 to 612 and encodes 141 amino acids.
ACUUAUGGUAAAAAUGAGUUUGCCUAUGGACGUGAGUUGCUUUGUCUGGAUGUUGGUGUGGAACUGGAAUGCCCAGACUAUAAUGGGAAUAGACUUUCUCAGAAAACAAGAUCAAGGAUUACAAAGAGUAAUACAAAGUGGACUCCAUCAAGGGGAAAAAGAAGCCAUAGCCAAACAGACAAAUUUAUGCUUGAAGUGAUGGACAGUCUUGAAGAAAUUCUUGGAGGACCACAUAAUUUACAUGCUGUACAUAUUCUGCCCCAGUAUGAGAGAGCAGAUAUUGUCUUUGGUAUUGACAACAAUGGAAAGCCAAGUAAUAUACCUGCUCAGUUCAAGGAACUUCCUCUUCAUCUUGUGAAACCACCUCCAACAAAUGAAGAUCAAACUUUGUGGUAUGCUGUUGUAAUUGGAGGAUGGAAUUUAUUUAUAAGAGGGGAGGACAGACCUGUUGGUGCAAUAGUUACUAAAAUUCGACAGCUUAAGAGACUGGGCUACAAACCUACCUUGGUAUCAUGGUUUAAUUGGUCUAUGAUGAAGUCUGAACAGAAGAAAGAAUUUCUUAAAAAUAUGACUGCAGGAAAACAACUUGUUAGAAGUAUUGGACAGGGUUAAAUUUCAUACAUACCAAAGCUAUGUAAUUUAUUUUUGUACAUUCAACAUUUUACAUGAAAAAAAUUUGUGUAAUAUAAUUAUUUAUUAAAAAGCAGUGAGAUAUUCCACUUUAA